AAGUUGGAGGACAAUCAACCAGAAACACAAGUUGGGUUUUUAUGGUUGUAAGUGAAUGAAGAGAUUUCUGGCUGUGUUAUCUCAUAUCUGCUUCUGAUUUCCCUUUUUAUUUUAGGGUUUUGUUUGUUACCCAUCUUUUCUUUUUCUUUAUCUUAAGCUGUUUGAGGCUUAAAAACUUGAGGCUACUUGUUUUUUCUCAUCUGGGUCUCUAAUGGCGAGGUGGGUCUUAUCUGAAUGUGGUGUUAAACCACUCCCUAGGAUCUAUCCUCUGCCAUCUAGGAAUGGGUUUGCUUCUAAAACUUUUAUGGUUUCUGAGAUUAGGCAGCCAUUGUUGGCCUCUAAAGCUCAUGUUCUUCGCUCUUCUUUGGGCCUUUCAACUAAAGGGAAGAGUUGGGCAUUGAAUGUGAGUACUCCUGUGGCAGUUGCUUCUGUUGAUGAGGAUAAUGAGAGGGAGAGAGUUAAUGAGGUUAAUGGGGUUGAGGAUGAGGGUAGUUUCGACCCGGCUGCUCCUCCGCCGUUUCGGUUGGCUGAUAUUCGUGCUGCCAUUCCAAAGCAUUGUUGGGUUAGGGAUCCUUGGAGAUCAAUGAGUUAUGUUGUGAGGGAUGUGGUGGUGGUAUUUGGCUUGGCUGCUGUUGCUGCUUACUUCAACAAUUGGGUUGUUUGGCCUCUUUACUGGUUUGCUCAAGGAACAAUGUUUUGGGCUCUUUUUGUUCUUGGUCAUGAUUGUGGCCAUGGCAGUUUCUCUAAUGACCCAAAUUUGAAUAGUGUUGUUGGCCAUAUCCUUCAUUCCUCAAUCCUAGUUCCAUAUCAUGGAUGGAGAAUUAGCCACAGAACUCAUCACCAGAACCAUGGUCAUGUCGAAAAUGAUGAAUCGUGGCAUCCUUUGUCUGAGAAAAUUUAUAGGAGUUUGGAUAAAGCAACAAGAACACUAAGGUUCGCUCUGCCGUUCCCCAUGCUUGCAUAUCCUGUCUACUUGUGGAGUAGAAGUCCUGGAAAGAAGGGCUCUCAUUUUGACCCUAACAGUGAUUUGUUUGUACCGAGUGAGCGGAAUGAUAUCAUUACAUCCACUGCUUGUUGGACUGCAAUGCUUGCUCUGCUUGGAUGUCUAUCCGUAGUGAUGGGUCCCCUCCAAAUCAUCAAACUCUACGGUAUUCCUUACAUGAUGUUUGUCAUGUGGCUGGAUGCCGUCACUUACUUGCAUCAUCAUGGUCACGAUGAUAAACUUCCUUGGUAUCGUGGAGAGGAAUGGAGUUACCUAAGAGGAGGAUUAACGACCCUUGAUCGUGAUUACGGAUGGAUCAACAACAUCCAUCAUGACAUUGGAACUCACGUCGUUCACCAUCUCUUCCCUCAAAUCCCACACUAUCACUUAAUAGAAGCAACCGAGGCAACGAAGCCGAUAUUCGGGAAGUAUUAUAGGGAACCAGAGAAAUCUUGGCCUCUCCCAUUUCACUUAUUAGGAGUUCUUGUAAGAAGCCUAAGAAAGGAUCACUUCGUGAGCGAUUCUGGAGAUAUCGUAUAUUAUCAAACAGACCCCGACCUGUCUUGAUCAAAGCAACACAAUUAAGUUAUGUUCAUUGUCUUUCAACUAUUACACAUCCAAAUUCUUUGCGAAUAGCUCGCGAGCCACUCGAGUUUAAAAUAUGAUCAGCUGCCAAAGAAGCCGUUGUUCACAAUGAUAGUAUUCAUGCUUUUAGGGUCUUUAGAGUUGCAUAUUAUUAUAGCCACAUGAAAGAAAAAGUUGGCAUUGUUUUUGCUUGAAGUACGUUUAAUAAACUACUAGUGAACCACAAUGCUAUUAAUUU
Molecule: messenger RNA, 1805 nt
Organism: Cucumis sativus (cucumber)
Lineage: Eukaryota; Viridiplantae; Streptophyta; Magnoliopsida; Cucurbitales; Cucurbitaceae
Gene: FAD7
Product: omega-3 fatty acid desaturase
Exons: 8
Coding region: 212-1549 (445 amino acids)
Biological process (GO): lipid metabolic process
Molecular function (GO): oxidoreductase activity, acting on paired donors, with oxidation of a pair of donors resulting in the reduction of molecular oxygen to two molecules of water
Source: RefSeq, marked provisional